Hemicordylus capensis (graceful crag lizard) is the source of this 4338-nucleotide messenger RNA. RefSeq names its product tetratricopeptide repeat domain 38 (gene TTC38). Gene Ontology annotation, molecular function: protein binding. The record is from RefSeq and is a predicted model, not a curated record. Bases 1919 to 3241 code for a protein of 440 amino acids. Lineage: Eukaryota; Metazoa; Chordata; Lepidosauria; Squamata; Cordylidae. The transcript is spliced from 16 exons.
GUAUUGUUCCAAAGGAGGUAUUCUUUCUUUGAAUCAAAAAGCUCCAAGCUGAAGGACCACUCACAUUGCAGCAGUGGGUGUUGCACAGGAAUAAACCACACAAUAUAGACCCAACUUUCAUCAGGGGAAUGCCCAUUGAAAUGGUGAACUUCUAACCCUUUGUCUCCUAGAGUCCUGAACAGAAUCCCCCUCCGGUUCAGAUACACGUGCACACUGAAUCUGUACCACUGCAGCUGCACAAAUUGAACCACAAUCAGUACCAAUUAAAUUGCAAUUCUUCAUGGGGAUUGGCUGAAUCAGGAUCAAAGGAAGCAGAUCCAUCCAAGGCCCAACGAUCAGAAAUGCCAACUGUACGGAAAUAGCCUCCAGCUAUGUUUGCCACCAAGUUACUUUCCAUAAUCUGGAGAAAUACUGAAUCAAACUUCCUGACUUUUAUGUCAUAUGCAAGUAGGUGCACUGUCAUGGUCAUAUUAACAAGAUAAAAGCCAGGAACUAAGUAACGUGCAGGUAUAUGAAAUGUAACACCACCUGUUCGUAUAUCACCAGGUACCUUAAGAGGAUUGAACCAGUCUGGAGGAUUCCAUAUAGUAUGAAGCCUAUAGAUAUUCCAGAGUAUAUAUAUUUCGGAUUGUGACCUGCACACUGCCUUUGCAGUUGAUUGCAAGGUAAUUUCUGACUGUGUCCUGUAACUUAUGACAGGGUCAGAAGAAUUAGGUUUAUGAAUUAGGACUGUCAGUGCAUGACAGUAGCUUUUCUGACAGGUCACUUUUGGUUCCAUGACCUUUGAUGCGUAAGUAUUGACUGUAGUUCUCAAAACAGCAUGUGCAAGUCCAGUUUUCCUGCAGUUCACUUCUGCUACAAAGCCUGUGUACAAUGCAGGUUUGAAAGGCAAGACAGAGUUAGGAAUAAAAUGGGCAGCAUUUCUGACAUGAUCCUUGUAAGUGUAAGUAUUGUUCCAAAGGAGGUAUUCUUUCUUUGAAUCAAAAAGCUCCAAGCUGAAGGACCACUCACAUUGCAGCAGUGGGUGUUGCACAGGAAUAAACCACACAAUAUAGACCCAACUUUCAUCAGGGGAAUGCCCAUUGAAAUGGUGAACUUCUAACCCUUUGUCUCCUAGAGUCCUGAACAGAAUCCCCCUCCGGUUCAGAUACACGUGCACACUGAAUCUGUACCACUGCAGCUGCACAAAUUGAACCACAAUCAGGCAUGAGACUUGGAGUUCAUUGUCCUGCCUCUGAUAGACAUGAUGUUGUGGGUUUGAGCAGGUAACCAAGAGUGGUGGUGGCAGGAAACCAAGAGGUACAGCUACUAUAUAUUGAAAACAGCACCACAAGAAGACGAGAAAGAACCCAAAGCAAUGCAUCCGUGGUAUGAAAGAGAGAGAGAGCGAAUCCUGUUCAAGUGCAGCAGUCACCUCUUAGCAACACCAGUCGUCUUAGAUACAGUGGUUGUUUUAAUUCUAGAAUCUUUUCACUGUUGCCCCGAGCAACUAGGAUCCACAUUCAAUAUGGAGGCAAUGUCACCUUAUAUUCUUUGAUUUUACUGGAUCACUGAUUCCAUCAUCUGUAUUCUACAGUUCUUUAAACAAAAAACCAUUUUAUGUACACUGUGCAAAAAAUAUAAAGUAAUUGUAUUCCUUUGCAUGAGAUGUUGGCUUGUCUUGCUGCUUGUCAUCCUCUACUACAUGGCUGUCAACAACCCUAAGAAGCAAGAAUGAUGCUGGCUGGGCUGUAGGGGGUCUCCCUCCGCCCCCCAAAGCAGCACCUGCCAGCACCGCAAAGUGUGGAGUUCCCGGACCUGCAGUCUCUUCCUCCUCCUGGCCUCAUGGAAGCCCCCCUGGACAAUUCAGCUUGACUAUCAAGAGGCCUGGCAGGAUGCUGGACUUGUCCUUUCAACCACAAAUAAUGAGGCCUGUAAAAUGUUUGAUGCUACACUGACUCAGUAUGUGACAUGGAAAAAUGAUAAAAGUCUUGGAGGCCUUGAAGGAUCACUGUCAAAAUUGAAGGCAGCUGAUCCUAAUUUUACAAUGGGGCAUGUAAUUGCUAAUGGGUUGGAUCUGAUUGGUACUGGGAGUUCAGUGCGGCUAGACAGAAAACUAGAUGAUGCAAUAAAGAAAAUGGUUGUACUUUCGCAGUCUCAACCUCUGACUGAGAGGGAGAAGCUACAUGUUUCUGCGCUGGAGCUCUUUGCUAAUGGGCAGCUUCCUAGAGCUUGUGAUACCUGGGACCAAAUUCUACAGAACCAUCCAACUGAUUUGUUAGCCCUCAAAUUUGCACAUGAUACUUAUUUUUACUUGGGGCAGCAGAUCCAGAUGAGAGACUCCAUUGCCAGAGUGUAUCCUCACUGGACAACAGAUAUUCCACUUAGUAGCUACUUGAAAGGCAUGUACUCCUUUGGACUGAUGGAAACCAAUUUAUUUGAUCGUGCUGAGAAGCUGGCUUAUGAGGCUUUAGCUAUCAACCACACAGAUGCAUGGUCUGUCCAUACUAUAGCUCAUGUUAAUGAAAUGAAAGCAGAUCUAAAGAGUGGGCUGGCAUUUAUGAAGCAAACUGAAAACAACUGGAAGGAUAGUGACAUGCUUGCUUGCCAUAAUUACUGGCACUGGGCCUUGUAUUUUAUUGAAAAGGGUGACUAUGAGUCUGCGUUGACAAUGUAUGACACUCAUAUGGCUCCCAGGUGCCAGUUGAAUGGGACGAUGUUAGAUAUUGUUGAUAAUUGCUCCAUGCUAUAUCGACUACAGUUAGAAGGUGUGAAGGUGGGUGACAGAUGGAAAGGCGUAAACCAGUUAACAAAGAAGCAUGCCAAAGAUCACGUCCUGAUUUUCAAUGACGCUCACAUUCUGAUGUCUUCAUUAGGGUCCCAGGAUCACAAAACUACUCAUGAACUCUUAGCAACUCUCCAGGAACUGGUCCAGGCACCUGGUGAAGACCACGUGCUAAACUUAGCUCCAAACCUGGGGCUACCUCUUUUGCAGGCAUUUGUAGAAUUUGAUAAUGGGAAUUACGACAAAGCAGUAGAAUUGCUGUAUCCCAUUCGCUACCAGAUAGUUGAGAUAGGAGGAAGCAAUGCUCAAAGAGAUGUGUUUUCCCAGUUACUGAUUCAUGCUGCUUUGAACUGUAAAUCUAAAGCUAACCAAAAACUUGCUAGAUGCCUCCUGAUGGAACGUGAUGAACUGAGACCAAAUUCACCACUGACUGAGCGACUGAUACGGAAAGCUACAACCAUUCACACCUUGGGAUAAAUCUUACUACCUCAAAGUGUUUUUCAUCAGCAUUAUUAAACUGCAGCUUCUGAUUACAGCAAUAAGCAAAUCACACUGUGGGCACACAAUCUUCCAUAAAUUCUAAAUAGCCAAGGACUUUGGGAAUGUGCUGUGACAGCGGCUUGUCUUUGCACCUGGGGUUUCUGGAACGCUUCUUUAUUUUGUGCCACUCUACUCUGUUUACAUGCUCAGAGUGUGCAAAAGUAUGAAUUGAUUGACUGGAUCAAGGAAGAUUUUCUUGCAGAUACUUGCUAUUCCAAAACAGGAUUCUUUGAUAACAUGUUGAACAAAAUCAGGCAAUUGAAGAUGUGUUGAAUGUAAUAUGGCUAUGUGGAAAAUACAGGCACAUUCUGUUGGGAAUACUCUGCACAAGCACUAAAAUGAAUGUAAAUUAGAUACAGUUGUGGGCUUGUGCUUUGUGCUUGGUUUUGUGGGGUACAGAUGUAUUAUGAUGGUCUCUGUUAGGGGAAAAAGCUAAAACACAGGAUGAUUGAGUUCACACACCUUUUAAUACUAAUCUGUCAACUAGUGUUAUCAGAAGUUCUGUUGGUAUGCUUUGUGAAUAUAUUUUAUUAUAAUGUAUGGAAGUGUGUUCCUUUUCUUAACACGACAGGUGUUUGGUGCAUUUUCAGUAACUAUUCCCAAAUAGAAGCAGUAGACUAGGUUACCUUCCUGCUCUCCUCCCUACUGCGCAGGAGGACAGGGUAACUGCUAUUGCUGUGUAGAGCAUGAAGGGAGAAGGUGGUGCACCAGUAGCUGCACAUGGCACAAUUCUUCAUCUGUGGUAAAUUUGUAAGUGAGGAACAAUUAAGUGUGAACAUGUUGCUCAUGACACGGUAUUGGUGGUUUGAUUACAUUGGAACCAGCAAGAUUGCAAAGCCCCUAAAUUGCUGAUGAGCUGUGCAUGAAAGAGGUGUUGCUUGGCACCUAGCAAUUCAGAAUUUUGAUCAUUUUUAUUUGUUUAAAAAAUGUAUUUUUAGAAGUAUAGAAAAGGUUGAUGGAAAAUAGUGUGCUAGAUGCGUCCAAGCUAGGUAAUCUGAACUGCUUAAAUAUGAUUGUGAUUUUUAUUGCACAAA